Messenger RNA from Chaetomium fimeti, 2772 nucleotides. Its product is annotated as ARP5-like protein. The record is from RefSeq and is a predicted model, not a curated record. NCBI's taxonomy places the organism in Eukaryota, Fungi, Ascomycota, Sordariomycetes, Sordariales, Chaetomiaceae. The coding region runs from base 215 to 2521 and encodes 768 amino acids. Gene Ontology annotation, biological process: regulation of DNA-templated transcription. Gene Ontology annotation, cellular component: Ino80 complex; cytoplasm. The transcript has 4 exons.
CUUUCCAACACCACACACAGCUUAAACUCGAGGCGGUCGCGAUUCUCGAAGCAGCUUUUUUCGCCCCCGCUACGCAACAGCAAAUCACAAACCCCCAAAGCCAUCCGCCCCCCGUGAACAAAAUGCGCCGUUCAAUGCUCAACCACUAAAACGACGGCAACACCGUUAGAUUAACGAACACUCCCACCCAGCGGCCACAACCAUCGAAGGAACCAUGGCGCCCUCCGCAACCGACGAAACAGUCAACCGAAGGGAGGCCUGGAAAAACCUCCCCCCACCGACAAUAUAUCCGGUCAAGGAAGCCAAGUUCGACAAGUACCUUCCGCCGCAAUUGGACGGCAGAGAACAGGCGUUGGCGCAGCCAGACGGACAAGCUGCGAUUGUCAUCGACAAUGGCUCCUCCACCGUCCGGGCAGGCUGGUCGUUCGAGACCAAGCCGCGGCUAGCAAUCCCUCCGAUCAUGUCCAAGUACCGAGACCGCAAAGCGGGCAAGACCUUUUCUUUCGCAGGCCAGGACUGCUACGCCGACACCACGGCACGAGGACACAUUCGCAACGCCUUCGAGGCCGGCACCGGCAUCGUCAGUAGUUGGGAUGUCGUGGAACACGUUCUCGACCACGUCUUCCUCAAACUCGGCAUGAACGGGGUGGAGGGGGGCAUCGACAUGCCCAUCGUCAUGACCGAGGCCGUCGCCAACCUCCCAUAUUCGAGGAAGACAAUGAGUGAGAUGCUUUUCGAGUGCUACAACGUCCCUAGCGUCGUCUAUGGAAUCGACUCCCUAUUCUCAUACCGCCACAAUCGAGGCAAAACCGGCCUUGUCGUCUCUUCAUCCUACAGCGCAACGCAUCUAAUUCCCGUCUACAACGCCAAAGCUAUGCUUUCUCAAGCGAUACGGUUGAACUGGGGUGGCUGGCACGCCGCCGAAUACCUUCAGAAGCUUAUCAGGCUCAAGUACUACAGCGGGUUCCCCGGGAAACUCAACUCUUCACAGGCCGAGAAUAUGGUUCGGGACUUUUGCUACGUAUCACUCGACUAUGACCAGGAGGUCGCGCGCUUCAUGGACUGGACAGGGCUCGAGGACAGGGAACGCAUCAUCCAGUACCCAUAUACGGAAGAAGUGAUUGUGCAGAAGACGGAAGAAGAACUCGCCCGGAUCGCCGAGAGGAAAAAGGAGAGCGGCCGGAGACUACAAGAACAGGCCGCCAAGAUGCGCCUGGAGAGGUUGAUGAAGAAGGAGCAGGAGCUCGAAUACUACAAGGACGUCCAACGCCGGAUUGCCGAUCAGAACAAGAAGGAGACAAAACGGUUGCUGGACGAGGCUGAGGUUAAGGACGAGGCGGGGUUGGAGCGCAUGAUCCGAGAACUUGAAAAGUCCAUCAAAAAGGCCCGGACAAAGGACCUCGGCGGCGAGCAAGAGGAAGAGCAAGCAGCACCCGACUUCAGCCUCCUCGAUGUGCCCGACGACCAACUCGACGAGGCCGGCAUAAAACAAAAGCGCCAGCAACGCCUCCUCAAAUCCAACCACGACGCCCGCGCCCGCGCCAAAGCCGAAAAGGAAGCCGAAAAGGCCCGCGUCGCCGAAGAAGCCCGCCUCGACGAAGAGCGGCGCGUCAACGACCUCGAGGGUUGGCUCGAAGAGAAGCGCCAGGCGCGCCUCGCCAAGCUCGCCCAGAUCAAGGACCGCGACCGGCUCAAAGCCGACCUCGGCAACCGCAAGUCCCUCGCUAGCCAGAUCCGCAUGAAGAACAUCGCCAACCUCGCCUCGGACGCCCCCACGGGCGCGUCGGGCAGCCGCAAGCGCCGCCGCGGAGGCGACGACGACGACUUUGGCGCCGACGACGCCGACUGGGGCGUGUACCGCAGCGUGGCCAUGGGCGCCAACAAGGGCGACAGCGACGACGAGGACGGCGAGGGCGGCGAGGAGGACCUGGAAUCCGCCGUGCGCGCCCUCGAGGCCGACCUGCUCCGGUACGACCAGGACUUCGAGUACGACCAGACGCUCGACGCGCAAAAGGACUGGUCCAAAUCCCUCCUCCACGCCUUCCGCCACGGGCCCCGGCCCUUCGACCCGGCCUCCCCCGCCGAGACCCACCGCGUCCACCUCAACGUCGAGCGCAUCCGCGUGCCCGAGGUGCUCUUCCAGCCCACCGCCAUCGCCGGCGUCGACCAGGCCGGCAUCGUCGAGAUCGCCGCCGACAUCCUCACCCAGCGCCUGCCCCCGCUCGGCCUCCUCCCGGGAGGCGGCGCCGACGACUUCCUCCGGGACGUCUUCCUCACCGGCGGCAACGCCCUCUUCGAGGGGUUUGAUGAGCGUCUGCGCCGCGGCCUGACCGCGCUCUUGCCUGCGGGAGCCCCGCUUACCCUGCGCCGUGCCGAUGAUGCGGUGCUGGACGCGUGGCGUGGGGCUGCGGGGUGGGCGGGCACGGAGGAGGCGAGAAGGGCGAGGGUGACUAAGGAGGAGUGGUUGGAGAAGGGGGCGGAUUAUCUCAAGGAGCAUGAUCUGGGGAAUGCCUUUGCUUGAGGAGUUGGAGAAAGAGAGCAUUAGCAGCCUCGACGCGACGGGAUGGGGUAUGAAUGUCGGGUGGGGAUCUAUAGUGUGUGCGUGGUUGGGUUGGUUUUGGUUAAGACGAAACAAACACUACACUGCGUAGGUAGCUCGGAAAUUGGAGUUUUUGGUGCCGAUGGGCGGGGGGUUCAAUGGAGGGAGGGACAUGGUAUGAAUUCGGCGCUAUCGCAAUUCCCGUAGACAAAACAGACAUUGUUGGGCCAAGA